Messenger RNA from Rotaria socialis, 603 nucleotides. NCBI's taxonomy places the organism in Eukaryota, Metazoa, Rotifera, Eurotatoria, Philodinida, Philodinidae. The record is from the annotation of a GenBank genome assembly.
AUGAUUAAAAAUAGUACAUUGAAAAAUAAUCUAACUGCUAUGAUUGGAAUAUCUUCAUUGAAUUAUGAAGAUGAUGGUGCUAUCAUGUAUAUUGUCACUGUUCUUAUAUGGUAUUCAAUUGGCACUGUAUUGAUGUUAGGAAUGCAAAUGUUAACUCAUUCGGAAGAAAUCGAAGAUGCGAGUAAACGCCGAACGAGAUUUUUAAUUCGAAAUUUAAAUGAUCAUAACAAUACAAAAGCAAUCUUAGAAGAAUUAGGUAAUAAGCAAAAUCGAGAUCGACUUUGGGACAUUUAUUUAGGUAAAACUCACGACAGGAAAGAUCAUUUAAGUCGUGCGGAAACUGUUCGCAUACGACAUAUUCAAAAACAAUUAAAUGUCAUGCAAAGAAAUCACCGAUUAACAUUCGAUACGCUAUGUCCUUCUCGUAGCAGUUCAGCAAAUCGGCCGACUACCUCUCCAACGUCACCACGAAUAACUGCUGUUGUAAGACGUCGUUCAUCAUUAAAUCAACGAAGCCUUGAUCGAUGGAAAGAACUCACAAAGCAAUCAGAACUUCGUGAACAAUUGCCAUGGGCUGUACAAAAACUAAUGGCUCGACGAUAA